Solanum tuberosum (potato) is the source of this 1608-nucleotide messenger RNA. RefSeq names its product zinc finger protein CONSTANS-LIKE 16-like. Gene Ontology annotation, molecular function: zinc ion binding; protein binding. The transcript has 2 exons. The record is from RefSeq and is a predicted model, not a curated record. Gene Ontology annotation, cellular component: nucleus. The coding region runs from base 188 to 1531 and encodes 447 amino acids. Gene Ontology annotation, biological process: regulation of DNA-templated transcription. NCBI's taxonomy places the organism in Eukaryota, Viridiplantae, Streptophyta, Magnoliopsida, Solanales, Solanaceae.
GGUUCCUCAAAUAAUUGCACUUUUAGCACUGUCUUUUGAGUUCCUCUAGAGCUUUUUUUCAACAAUUAUACAUAAAGAUCUAACUCAACAUAUCUCCCCUUAGUUUUCCUCUUCCACCUACUCUUCAAAAGUAUAAAAAAAAUUCAUUGAGUAAUACACGUAUCAGAGGUGGAUUCAGAAUUUAUCGAUGGUUUCUGAAAGAAAAUUAGCAAGUGCAAUGGGUGGAAAAACAACAAGAGCAUGUGACAAUUGUAUUAAAAAAAGGGCACGUUGGUAUUGUCCGGCCGAUGAUGCAUUUUUAUGUCAAAAUUGUGACGCUUCCGUUCAUUCGGCGAACCCUUUGGCGCGUAGGCACGAAAGGGUUCGUCUUAAAACAUCGUCACUGAAACAACCAUCAUCGUCAUCAUCAUCAGACGAUUACUUUCCCGAUUUGGAAAGUCCACUAUCAAUUUCAUCAGUGUCAGUCCCAUCGUGGCAUCGCGGAUUUACUAGAAAGGUGCGGACUCCUAGGCAUGGGAGGAAGGCUAGUAAAUCUGCGGGGGAUGGAGAUGUCAUUCAAAGGAAUCCUAUUCAUCUCGUCCCCGAGAUAUUAAGCGAUGAAAAUUCCCAUGAUGAGAAUGAAGAGGAGCAACUUUUAUAUCGAGUGCCCAUACUCGAUCCCUUCGUGGCCCAGCUCUACAGCUCGGCCACAAGAAAUAAUCAUGAGAUGGUGGAGAGUAACGCGACUGCAGCAGCAGAUGCUGAUUCAGAAUUUAAACUCGAAUCUAAAGAGAUGAUGUUGCAGGAUGAUAUCUGUAAUGUCGAUCUGAAUAGAUUUCACGAGAUGUUACCCUCGGAGAUGGAGCUAGCGGAAUUCGCAGCCGAUGUUGAGAGUUUACUAGGUAAAGGACUUGAUGAUGAGUCAUUUGAUAUGGAAGGAUUAGGUCUAUUAGGGGUUUGUAACAAGGAGGAAAAUUCAAUGGAAUAUUCAAUGAUCAGUCAUGAAAAAGUCAAAAUUGAAGAUGAGGGAGAAAUUGAAGUCGUUAGAAAAACAAUUUCUGCUACUACUCAUGAUCAUCAAUAUAAUCAUACUCAUCAUGAUAUUGAUAUUAAUGAAGACACUUUUGAAUUCAAAUUCGAUUGCGAUUCGCCGAUGAAUAUUAUCGGAGAAGAUGAAGUAAUUAUGAAGGAUGAAAAUAAAAAGAAGAUUUUAUUAAAUCUUGAUUAUGAAGGUGUAUUAACAGCAUGGGCUGACCAAAGGUCUCCUUGGACUAAUGGUGAAAGGCCAGAAUUGGACUCAAAUGACUCAUGGCCACAUUGCAUGGGAAAUUACAUGGGAAUAAUGAACGAAAAUGUAACAAUAGUGGAUAGAGGAAGAGAAGCGAGAGUUACAAGGUACAGAGAAAAAAGACGAACAAGAUUAUUUUCGAAGAAAAUAAGAUACGAAGUUAGGAAAUUGAAUGCUGAAAAGAGGCCAAGAAUGAAAGGAAGGUUUGUUAAAAGGACCAAUUUUGUAACAACAACCACCCCUAAUUACCCUUUGGUUAAAUAAUUAAUGUUAGUUUAAUUUAAUUUAAUUUUUUACCACCAGGUUUUUUGUAGUACUUUUUUUUACUAGCUGUAAAAUAG